GAAUUAAAUAAUUUUGAAAGAUAUAUGAUGAGAUAAAGUUUUCAUUCAGUUUUACUGCUGUCAAGUACGUGGUAAACUGGUAAAUAUCUGAUGAUGUAUAUGAAUUGUCAAUGCACAAAGAAUUGGCAAAAUGCAAGUGACGGUGAUAACUGAAGAUUCAUCCUGAAAUAUUAUACUUAUUUGAAAAAGGACCAAUAUAGAAUACAAUAUGUUUGGUUGUCCUAGAGAGGCUGUACGCGUUAAAGUCAAGAAAUGUGAAACUAGACAUCGACCGGAAUACCGUAAGUUUAGCGUGGAUCCUCAAAUAACAUCAAUAGAAGUAUUGCAAAGUAUUCUCAUAAAGGCUUUUGACAUAAAAGGGGAAUUUACCGUUUUGUAUCGAGCGAUCGAUGACUAUGGGUCAGAGACGUAUCUCUUCCUACUCUCGGACUGGGAUUUGGAUGCCGCGUUUAUCAGCGCAUCGGAGCCAUAUCUCUAUCUGCAGGUGAAUUUGAAACCCUUCGGUGAAACUGGAGACUGCGAGUGCUACUGGGAGCAAAAUGCGCAGGAAGUUUUGACACGUCAGCAGGAGACCGGGUUUCCUUACAGGACACCUAAGUUACCCGGUCUCAUAAUGAAUAAAUUAUCAGGUGUAUCCAAUUUCGCGUUUAAUCUUUCGUCACAGAUGGAAAGGACACUGAAUAUGGUGCAACGGGCAUUGGGCAACUUAGGCGACGAGUCGUCUCAUCAGCAAAAUGUUCAACCUCCAAGACCACCUUUGACGGACGCUGAAUUUCGUCGAUUUCUGGAUCCAAUCGGCCAAGUAGUGCAUUCCAAGGAAUUAAGGGCAGUUAUUUAUUUUGGCGGAAUUGAACCUAGUUUACGCAAGGUAGUCUGGAAACAUAUCUUGAACGUGUACCCAGAGGGGAUGUCAGGUCGCGAACGGAUGGAUUACAUGAAGAAAAAGGCACAGGAAUACCAAAAUCUACGCGAGCGAUGGCGAGUGCUAGUGCAAAAGGGACAGAACGUCGGUGAUCUCGGCUACGUCACUGGUAUGGUAAGGAAGGAUGUCCUCAGAACGGACAGGCAUCACAAGUUUUACGGUGGUUCGGACGACAAUCAGAACACAGCGAGUCUCUUUAACAUUCUGACAACAUAUGCCUUAAAUCACCCGAGUGUAAGUUACUGUCAGGGUAUGAGCGACUUGGCUUCACCUCUUCUCGUUAUAAUGCGGGAUGAGGCGCAAGCUUACAUCUGCCUUUGCGCCCUCAUGAGAAGAUUGAAGGAUAACUUCAUGCUCGAUGGUAUCGCCAUGACUACCAAAUUCGCUCAUCUCGCAGAAGGUCUUCAACAUUAUGAUCCUGAUUUCUAUGCAUAUUUGAAGUCGCAUCAAGCAGACGAUCUACUCUUUUGUUAUCGUUGGCUGUUGUUAGAAAUGAAACGUGAGUUUGCGUUGGACGACGCACUUAGAAUGCUCGAGGUUCUAUGGGCAGCUUUACCAGCGUCACCGCCGACCGGCGAACUGAGUCUUGCCGAGGUGCCUUUUCCGCCAACAUCGCCACCGCCGAGUCCGAAUGUAAAGCAUAUCCGCGAGAACGCGUAUACUAAGGUUUGCGCUAUUAGACGACAAAGUUCCUCAGCCAGUAUUGCCGCUAGCGUGAGGCGAAAGGCCUUCAGUACCGAAGAACCGAGUCUGCAAUCAUCUACUGAGAUUAACGGAGAAACGAAAAGAUCCAAUUCGCCGUAUGAAGUAUUUUCCGAUUCAGAGAAUGAUUUAACCAGCACAAAAAACAGAAGGAAUAAUGAAUCGACAGAAAAGUGCCUAAGUACUGAUUCUCUUCCAGUUAAAUCGAAACGCGCAAAUCUUUUGGAAUUGAAAGAAAGACUGAGUACUCCUAACAAAGAACAGACUAAAAACAAUGAACAGAAUGAUAAUUCUGGUGAAAAGAAAUGUGCGCGAGUGGUAAAGAAUUUAAAUGAGUUCUUAAACUUUACCAGUCUCAAUCGUAGUAAAGUCACGCCCAGCGACGCCGAACCUGAACUCAGACGUGUCUCGAGCGAGAGCGGCGUCAUCAGAGUAUUGAGGGAUGAACCAAGUUCACCAGACGAUCCUACGGAUUUUUUCCCGAUGACCACGUCGAUGACUAGAGAAUUAAGAUUAGAAUUGGAAUCGUUAGAUCGACAAGUGUUUGGGCCUUCGCCGCCUAGUGAGCUACAAUGCGACUGCGUGCUUUCAAAAAGAGAAAGUGAUUUACCGGAGAGCGAGACAGAAACAGAAUUGGCGAGAUGCAGUCCAGCGGCGGAUGUGUUUGUAUGGGAAAAUCCUUUACACACGUUACAACAGAAGCAUCACCCCACGACUCCGGACGAGCAAGCGGAAUUGGAAUACGACGGUGAAAUUUUGGAGGAUCAGAAUGGCGUGAAAUCCGUUACGCCAAUUAGGCUACUCAAACGUACCACUAAAUCUGAGUCGGCGUCAGAUAGCGAAGGAACCGAGAGUUGGCAUCAGAACCCACCUGUACCAGAAAGUCCAACAAAACAACAGCAGCAGCAGCCGCAGCAACAGCAACAAUCACAACAACAACAACAACAACAACAAUCUGUACAAGAGCAAUGCGAAGAAGUAACAGAACUGACUAAUCUUAUACCUGCGGGAACAAGCGAGGACCAACUGGGCGAAAGCUCGUUGCCGCCACCGCACGAAUUCGGUGGCGGCAAUCCCUUUCUAAUGUUCCUGUGCAUCACUCUUCUGCUGCAACAUCGGGAUUUUGUUAUGCGCAAUCAAAUGGAUUAUAACGAGAUGGCGAUGCAUUUCGACAAGAUGGUUCGCCGUCACAAUGUGAUUCGUGUACUUAAUCAGGCGCGGCAACUAUUUGCCGGUUAUCUCAGGAGACAUUCUGUCGCUUCGUCCUCUUCGGCCGGUUCGACUUCCGCCAGCAAGGCAGACUGCGUGAACGUGUAACUCAACUUUAAAAAACGUCAAGUUAUAAUUUCAGAUUUCAGAAUUAUUUCAUUUAAAAUGAACAAGAUUCAAACGGCACAUAUCACGGACAUUAUGUUGUCAAAAAUGUUAAAAUUCAAAAGGCUUAAAAGAACUCAAAGUAAUUCUGUUACGGUGCUCUUCGACUCACAACAUACGUGGAACAUUUAUGAUAUUCGUUAUACAUCAUUCGCAGUUUGUAUCGCAUGAGGAGUGUUUCUGAUUAACCAUUCUUUCCUUCGUAUUUCUUUUUCUUUUGGUAUAUAAUAAAUAGACUUCUUUCAAAUAAUUAAAUAAAGAUUAUCAAUUGUAGACAUUAAAAAUAUCAAAAUCCAAACGCGACAACGAAUAAGUAAUCAAUAAUGCGAAAGCAAUAAAAGCAACGUAUUUACAAUCAUAUACAGAAAUUUUAGAGCUUUUUUCGUAAGAGCAAUUUUUCAAGAUAAAUCGAAUAAAGAAGAAAAGACGAUUGAUCAGAGACAAAACCACUUAGGUCCGUACUUAUUAGCAGUUAAGAUGAAAGGAUUCGUUGGGAGAGCUAGGG
Mycetomoellerius zeteki is the source of this 3503-nucleotide messenger RNA. RefSeq names its product TBC1 domain family member 25. Gene Ontology annotation, molecular function: GTPase activator activity. NCBI's taxonomy places the organism in Eukaryota, Metazoa, Arthropoda, Insecta, Hymenoptera, Formicidae. Gene Ontology annotation, cellular component: autophagosome. The record is from RefSeq and is a predicted model, not a curated record. Gene Ontology annotation, biological process: regulation of autophagosome maturation; activation of GTPase activity. Bases 209 to 2941 code for a protein of 910 amino acids. The transcript has 10 exons.